GCGCUUAAUUUGAAAGGCUUUUUGCGCAACAGCCUUAAGAUCAAAAACCCAUGACGCAGGAUCUCUUAUAAAAAUGGAGUGACAAGCCUUCAUCGCCGCCACUUCUGCAUAUUACCUUGGCAAGAUGACGCCGGUACCAAAAAUGUUAAGCCUUUUGACUUUAAUAUUGGGUUUAACAUGGUCGGUGCUACCAGGAGGAAACUGUCAGAUAAUAGAUGCGGAUAUGCCAGUAGAGAUUAUAGAAUGUGUUCAGUUGCUAAGUAACACGACUGGUGACGUAAGUAAGAGAAAUGAUAUACAUGAUGAUGUCUAUAACCAGUGUUUACGGCAGUUCGUUUGGAAAGACCAGCACGUGGACUGGAGCAACUUCAACAUCACCGCGGCGGAUAAAGAAUUCAUCAAUUCACUUAUUGGCUCGCUUGUCAGUCGUAGCCGACAGAAGCGUAGAGUCCACUUGAAUGAUUCUCCUCGGAGAUUAAGAAUAAGACGGGAAUAUCGUACGCUCCCUGAUAAAGACCGAUUUGCGUUCCAUAGAGCGUUGAACACGAUGAAAAAGACGGGACAGUACGAUGUGUUUGCUAAAUUGCACACUGGAAGCGUGGUACUUACAGCUCAUACUGGACCAGCUCUUUUUGCCUGGCACAGAAUCUAUAUAUUUUUGUUUGAAGAAGCAAUGUGUAGAAUAAUUCCAUGGCUAUCCCUUCCAUAUUGGGACACUACUCUUGACGACAACAUGUAUGAUCCAGCUGAUUCAAUUAUCUGGACAAAGAAUUUUCUUGGCAAUGGAGACGGGCAUGUUAGAGUCGGUUCCUUUGCUAGAUGGAUGUCGCCCGGUGGUCCCUUAACAAGGAAUAUCGGUGGUCGUAGUAGGUUAAUUUCUAGGGAUGUUGUUCGUAGAGUUCUGAGUAGAUGUCGUACAAGGGAUAUAUCAUAUCCUACUGCCAAGAAAGGUUAUGACUUUGAAAAAUAUCACGGUGGUCCGCACCUCUGGGUUGGAGGGCAUAUGUCUGGUAUGAAUACAGCAGCAUUUGAUCCGGCGUUUUUCCUUUAUCACGCGUUCAUCGAUUACAUUUUCGAAUUAUUUCGAAUCCGCCAAUCGACAUUUUGUGGAGUAGAUCCAGCAAUGGAUUAUCCUCCAACGAAAGGUCUACACGCUGCAAAACGUCCAAUGGAUCGAUUUCCGCAGUACAGAAAUAAAGAUGGUUAUAGCAAUUACUGGACAAAGUUCAUGUACAGGUAUGAACAUUCUCCUACCUGCUCUAUGUGGCAACCGUUCUGCGGAAGUCCAUAUCUGCGAUGUGACAUGUCACGACAAAUAUGUGUAUCAAUGGGAAGAAAGAAAUCAGCUCAUAUGGUGUGUACAAGGCGGGCCCGUGCUGAGGAAUUAAGUAUUUACUACGGGAUAAUAUUUAGAGCACCACCAUCGGAGCCGAGAACAUGUGCAUUGCGGAGUGCGUUUACUAGCAGAAAGAGACGAGCGGUUAACCAAAAUAUGGCGUCUUCAUUAGGUGACCAAGACUUCACAAAGUUAUCAAUGCCUGUACCUCUGUCCAAGAAACUUCUGCCAAUACCUGAUUAUCACGAAACAUCUGCAACACUCAAAAACAAUUUUGAAAUCAACGGACAUGCAGAUGUCACAAAAUGGGUAUUUAUCCCUGUAAACGUUACUUACAAAAGAAAUCAAGGAAGCCAAGUUUCAACGUUCCGGAACAAGAAGACGUGUGUUAAAGACCCGGCUGGAGCAAUGAAAGUUGGAAUACAAUCUAGUGGACUGAAUUACGAUGGUGAUUACUUCGGAUAUGCUCUUAUUGAUCGUCAUUUACCGGUAGAUUCUUCCACAACAUUUAUUGGUAUAAAAUCACCGGAGGUUCAGUAUACCGAAGUCAUCUUGUCUGCUGUUCAUUCGUGUGGAACCAUGUGUCAGGCCUAUUGUUUAAUUCCUGAAUCUGAACCCGCUGCAUUUAAACCAUGUUUUGGGGUUCUAAAAAUAUCGAACUACGAUCUAAACGUGUAUGGUCGCACAUAUGAGGAGGCAGUAUCUCGUUUCAUGCUAGGAGGUGUUGCCAGUGGCGGGAUGCAGAAUAAAACUCUUAGAAUGUUUUUCGAUUGUUCUGAUUCUGGCAAUUCACAAUAGCUUUCAGACGAAGAAGCUGUCAACCAGAAUGAAACAAUGUUUUCACAAUUUUCUUUUGGUCGCUCUUCCUGGUAACAUAUCUUCUUUAAUACAUGGAAAACAUUAGCAAAGAGAAAAGAAUAAGUACAUUUCCUCUUUUUGUUAUGCUAAUUGGUAUAUCGUCAAUAAAAUAUCAAAUUAUCA
Molecule: messenger RNA, 2317 nt
Organism: Mercenaria mercenaria
Lineage: Eukaryota; Metazoa; Mollusca; Bivalvia; Venerida; Veneridae
Product: tyrosinase-like protein 1
Exons: 5
Coding region: 125-2134 (669 amino acids)
Molecular function (GO): oxidoreductase activity
Source: RefSeq, a predicted model, not a curated record